AGGCGGCGGUUCCGGGGGCGCCGGCGCUGCCGUGAGUGCUGUGCGGGAGCAGACGGGAGGAGAGGGGCUUCGCCGCCUCCGCCCCUUCCGCCGCCUCCUGUCUUCUGCUCGGCGAAGAGGAGGCCGCCAUGCACCCCGUUUUCCAGAGCAGCCGGCGUGACUUCACCUUCGGGCCGUGGAAGCUGAGCGCCGCCCGGACGCACAUCAUGAAGUCGGCGCAGGCCGAGAGGUUGGCUGAUGAAUUACACAUGCCUUCCCUACCAGAGAUGAUGUUUGGAGACAAUGUCCUAAGAAUACAGCAUGACCAUGGUUUUGGAAUUGAGUUCAAUGCUACAGAUGCUUUAAAAUGUGUCAAUAAUUGUCAAGGUAUGAUCAAAGUCGCUUGUGCAGAGGAGUGGCAAGAGAGCAGGAGUGAGACUGAGCACAGUAAGGAAAUUGUCAAGCCAUAUGACUGGACUUACACAACAGAUUACAAAGGAACUUUGCUGGGAGAUACUGCAACAUUAAAGGUUGUUCCUACAACAGAACACAUAAAUACAGAGAAAUUGAAAGCCAGGGAACAAAUUAUGUUUUUUGAAGAAGUACUCCUGUUUGAAGAUGAACUCCAUGAUCAUGGAGUAUCAAGUCUGAGUGUGAAAGUAAGAGUUAUGCCAUCCAGCUUUUUUGUGCUGCUGAGGUUCUUCUUGCGAGUGGAUGGGGUACUCAUCAGGAUGAAUGAUACAAGGCUUCAUCAUGAGGCUGACAAGACCUACAUGUUGCGAGAAUACACAUCCAGGGAAAGCAAAAUAUCAAGUCUAAAGAACGUUCCACCUUCCCUGUUCACGGAACCUAAUGAGAUCUCUCAGUAUCUACCCAUAAAGGAGACAAUCUGUGAAAAACUAGAAUUCCCAGAGAAGCUGGAGCCUAAACCAGAAACAUCACUGGAAACCACAUGUGCUAAGUCUAAAUAAAUGUGACUUUAUAGGACUUGAAGUAUACUGGAGAUUAUGUGAUCGUGGUUGUUGAUAUAUGGGGGGGUGUUUCACUACUAGUGGAAUGAAGAAUUUGGCUAAUUUUUUUGUAGCCUUUAGAAGAAACAUUUCAAACAGGUUUUGCUAAUGGUGUUUUUUGUUUGUGGUUUUUUUAACCUGUGUUUGGAGUUGGUGAUAGACUGGUGGUGAGUUACAGUUUUCAGCAGCAUUGGAGAAAUGACUAUUGGGAAUCUGGGAUCUGUUUAGUUCACCAAACAGGCAGGAAUAUUGUCUGGACCCCCAUCCACUAACAAUUCUAUGAAGAUUUUGUCAUUGCUGCUUCAGAUACUAUGAAACUGCCAGAGUUGUAAAACUGGCGUGAUUUUAUUUUUAUUGAGAAAUAAUCCACAGUAAAAAAAAAAAAAAAA
Messenger RNA from Passer montanus (Eurasian tree sparrow), 1378 nucleotides. RefSeq names its product TOR signaling pathway regulator (gene TIPRL). The coding region runs from base 129 to 950 and encodes 273 amino acids. NCBI's taxonomy places the organism in Eukaryota, Metazoa, Chordata, Aves, Passeriformes, Passeridae. Gene Ontology annotation, biological process: TOR signaling. The transcript has 7 exons. The record is from RefSeq and is a predicted model, not a curated record. Gene Ontology annotation, cellular component: cytosol.